AUGUCAUCCUUAGUGCAGGGGCCAUGCUUAUCUUCUCUACCCACAGCUUCGAACCUCGAAAACAAUCCAGUAAAGGAAAAAAAAAAUUGGUGCUUCUCUUUGAUUGAGCGUGUCAUCCUUAGUGCAGGGGCCAUGCUAAUCUUCUCUGUAUAUUUUCUUUUGACCAUAUGCCCCGAAGGGCGAAAGGCUGAUCCUUAA
Messenger RNA from Penicillium paradoxum, 198 nucleotides. RefSeq lists its product as uncharacterized. NCBI's taxonomy places the organism in Eukaryota, Fungi, Ascomycota, Eurotiomycetes, Eurotiales, Aspergillaceae. The record is from RefSeq and is a predicted model, not a curated record. Bases 1 to 198 code for a protein of 65 amino acids. The transcript has 2 exons.